AUGCGGAACGCGAGCGGCGGGCGGGCGGGGGCCAUGCCGGACGGGGCGGACCCGUGGGCCGAGUACCCCUUCUCGGCGCCGGUGCUGACCGGCAUCACGGUGACCUGCGUGCUGCUCUUCGUGGUGGGCAUCGGCGGCAACGUGCUGACCAUGCUGGUGGUGUCGCGCUGCCGGGCCAUGCGCACCACCACCAACCUCUACCUGUCCAGCAUGGCCUUCUCCGACCUGCUCAUCUUCCUGUGCAUGCCCCUCGACCUGCUGCGCCUCUGGCAGGCGCGGCCCUGGACCCUGGGCGACCUGCUGUGCAAGCUCUUCCAGUUCGUGAGCGAGAGCUGCACCUACUCCACCAUCCUCAACAUCACGGCGCUCAGCGUGGAGCGCUACCUGGCCAUCUGCUUCCCGCUGCGCGCCAAGGUGGUCAUCACCAAGGGCAAGGUCAAGCUGGUCAUCCUCGGCCUCUGGGCCGUGUCCUUCGCCAGCGCCGGGCCCAUCUUCGUCCUGGUGGGGGUCGAGCACGACAACGGCACCAGCCCGGCCAGCACGGACGAGUGCCGCGCCACCGAGUACGCCAUCCAGUCCGGCCUGCUCACCGUCAUGGUGUGGACGUCCAGCGUCUUCUUCUUCCUGCCCGUCUUCUGCCUGACCGUGCUCUACAGCCUCAUCGGGAGGAAGCUGUGGAGGAGGAAGAGGAAGAACAUGGGGCCCAGCGCCUCGGUCAGGGACAAGAACAACAGGCAGACUGUCAAAAUGUUAGCGGUGGUGGUGUUUGCUUUCAUACUCUGCUGGUUGCCUUUUCAUGUGGACCGAUAUUUGUUUUCCAAAUCUUUUGAGGCUGGAUCCUUGGAGCUGGCUGUAAUUAGCCAGUAUUGCAACUUGGUGUCCUUUGUCCUCUUCUACCUUAGUGCUGCCAUCAACCCUAUUCUGUACAAUAUUAUGUCUAAGAAGUAUCGAGCUGCUGCUUGCCAACUGUUUGGACUCAAACCACUCCCAAAGAAAAGACUCUCUGCUACAAAACAAGAAAGCUCUCGUGCCUGGACAGAAUCUAGCGUUAUUACCUGACAACUGAUUGAAAGUGCUGAAGCAUCCCUUACCAGUCCUGCCCAGAAAGCCAUAAGAAAGGGAAAACAAGCCCAAACUGUUCAAACAAAAGUGUAAUGCGGUAUCUAUUUCAUCAUCAGGGGUUGCUGAAAGUUAUAAUAUAGACAGUUAAAGGUAAGAAAAAGAAUGAGUUGAGCUCUGGGCUUGUACAAGGAGAUUUAUGUUUGCAAAACUCAGCAAUAUUCUCCUACUGCCUUUAUUGCAUUUGGGUUUUUUUUUUGAGGGGGAGAGGGGCUUGCAGACACUGGGCAUGUAUACAUAAGAUGCUUACUGCGCAGUAGCCUAAUAGCACUGUGCAGUAGCGUGCUGGUCAAAAACUGUGCUAAUAAGCUACUGUGCAGCGUUAUUAAGCUACUGCACAGUAACCGUCACAAAAAAACUAUGCCAGUGCUACUGCGCAGUAAAUGUACUUACUGCGCAUCCCGUUACUACUUCAUUAAGGAAGUACUAAACGAAAUGCACAGAAACUAUGGCGCAUUGAUGAACAUGUAGAUGUGCACUGGCGAGGGAUCUAGGCGAUACCAUUGUUAACAGGCAGGAUGCUUCCUCAGUUCACACAACUACCACAAAUAGCUGUGAGCUUUCAGUAGGAGCAAUUUGAGCUGGACUAGAUAACUUCAUGGGGUCCCUUCCAGCCACACUUUCCUAUGAUCCUAAAUUUGAGUAGGAUUUGUCCAGUGGCAACCUUAAUCUGUCAAAAGAAUCAGUGAUCAAGAUCACUGAAAGUUUUGCCUGAUCAGGCCCUUGAGAAAGUUCAAUUCAGUUGUCUGGCGUGGAUGAUAAACAUGGAAUUUGAUGCGCUUUGCCAUAACUUUGAUUGAUUUUAUUCAAAGGGAAAUGAUUUACAAAAGAGGAUGAUUUACCAAACAGGCUGAAAAUCAGCACCUUUCAUAGCAUAUCAAGAAAGAAGGGAAGCAAAAUAGUACCUUAGGUAGAAAUGGAGUUACAGAGCAAUUAGCGCUGAACCGGAAUAUUUUUUAAUGCGUCUGCUAGGGAAGGACACUAUUGAUUUCUGUCACAGUGGUGUUACUCUGAAAAUUAUUACAUGCAAUCUCCCACCAAAGUCAUCUUUUUAUUCUCCUUUAUAGGAGUUUCCCCAUUAGUGCAAAAAGGCAAUUCAUAUCAAAAUUCUUCUGGAGAGAUGGCCACAUUAUUCAUGCUUUCUCAUGCCUUGAGUCUAAGCAACCUGAUGUGUUUGAACUUGAAAGCUACAGUGGUUUCAAUAUGAUAACAAAUCUGUGACCAGCUAGGAUCUUUCCUUUAGGCACUCUGCUGUGCAGCAUGCCGAUCUAGAAGUUGGUCACAACCCUUCUCUCCCAAAAAGCCCAGACCUUUGUCAUACAGAGAAUAUCAUCAGUUUUGUUCAUAAUAAUACAGUGCCUAUGAGACAGUUGCACAGAUCCGAUUCCAGAGAGAGACAUGGCCUGCCUUAAAACUGUGCUAGUUCAUUACACCAUGAAAUCCUGCAUCAGUCUGACUUACUUUCUGGAACAGUUUUAAAGAAUAGGACCUUGGCAUUUCAUCCCAAAACUCCAUUAAUGCACAUAUACACAUGCAGUUUCACACCUAAUCUUUAACACUAUUUAUUUCCAUUAAUUUUUGUAACUCAGGUCUCUUUUUCAAGUACUGUCCAUCUUUUAUGCAUGUCUUAUAUUGUAUCAACAUACAGGUUUUAUCACCCAUCCAAUACAACCUAGGCACAUCCAUGUAAAAUAGUACAUUUCUAUUUAUUAAGUCCUUGUAUUUAUUGCUGGCUGGCCCACAACAUGUUCUAUCUAAUGGAUUAUCUGUUUUGUCCAAAAUUCCUGUAGAUCUGAAAUGCAUCUUGAAGGUAAUGGGCCUUUCCCAUUCUGUUACACGGUCAGUUAAUGGAACUGCUCGUGUAGAACUGGAAUCGGAAUUUGGCCUUUUCUGUAUAUAUUCUACGCUCUAUAUUGCUUCGUUAGGUCUGUAAAGUUAAAAUGGUUUAUUUUAAAUGUGGAACCUGAAUUUAUUUUGUGGCCUGAUAAUGCAUUUGCUGAAGUGAGUGAUCAUAAUGAUGUGUAGGGAUUCAGUGCAAACGUGUAACUGGAGGGACAAAGUCAGCUUGGGUUUAUAAAUAAUUAUUAGAGAUGCAAAAGGUUAGCAAAUUAACAAGGCGACAUCAUUUAAAACUCAGAAGGGAAGCAAGCCUCCAGCUGUCAGACACCAAUAUAAGCUUAAUUUGUCUGAGACAGUAGCACAUAAUUCAGAGACUGCAGUACAGGAGUAUCUCCAACUGGCUCUCUAACAGCAUCUCUGCUUUUUUAUUGUCUUCGUUCUCAUUUAUUCUCUUCAUUUUCUCUUCACCACAUAAACAGGGUUCUGAUUAGAGGUAUCACACAACUCAGGGAAAAAGGAACUUGGGAAUCUAAAAGAGAUAUGUUCUGUAAAGAUAUACGCUCACAAAUGGUGUUACCGGUACUCUGUAUGUGAACGGACCAUGCACCUAAUGUUAAAUGUUUCAAAAGUUAAUUGUGUCUGAACCAUGACCAGAGGUUUUAAUAAAGCUAUGAAAAAAACUUUACAGUUCUGCUGCUUACAUACUUUCUACUGCAUUGCUUUUACAUCCUGGAUAAAAUGUAAUUAUUUUGGGAAUAGUUAAAGUGAUACCAUUUUGC
This is a messenger RNA of Alligator mississippiensis (American alligator), 3737 nucleotides long. RefSeq names its product growth hormone secretagogue receptor (gene GHSR). The coding region runs from base 1 to 1059 and encodes 352 amino acids. The transcript is spliced from 2 exons. Gene Ontology annotation, cellular component: plasma membrane. Gene Ontology annotation, biological process: hormone-mediated signaling pathway; G protein-coupled receptor signaling pathway. NCBI's taxonomy places the organism in Eukaryota, Metazoa, Chordata, Crocodylia, Alligatoridae. The record is from RefSeq and is a predicted model, not a curated record. Gene Ontology annotation, molecular function: growth hormone secretagogue receptor activity.